AAAAGGCUCUCCCGAGCCCUUCCCGUAAGGAUGACACACCAAAUCGAAACGUCUACGUUCUCCGGCGACGAACUCGCAAUCCCACCACCGCCGGUAUUCUCUCUCUGUUUCUUUUCCUCGUCUCUUUCGUUCUCUGGGCGUCUCUCAUUCGCUUCUCUCUCUUCUCUCUCGUGAUCGUUGCAAUGGUAAUUUUGACCUCUCCCACCCCACCCUUUUUUUUCAAAAAUUUGUGGAAAAUUUUGAUGGAAUCAAUCGGAACCGUAGAAUUGCUGUUCUUGGAUUGUGAUGGGUUUUGCUUUGGAGCGCAGAGAAAGGAUGGCAAUGGCGGGGCAAGGCAGGGGGGCGAGAGGGGCAAGCAGCGGCAGGGGAAGAAGAGGGGCCUGAUCCCGAAGAGGGGGAUGGGGUACGGGGCGUCGAUGGCCUCGGAGCGCUGCAUCUCCUGCACGACCUUCAACAUUCUCGCGCCCAUCUACAAAAGGCUCCAUGAGGAGGAUCAGAGCUGCAGGGAGAGCCACCAUAGAGCAUGCUGGCUGAGCCGGAACCAGAGGAUCAUAGACCGGCUGUUGGGAGACAUGUCCUCCAUAAUUUGCCUCCAGGAGGUCUGGCUUGGGAACGAUGAACUCGUCGAUAUGUACGAAAGGAGGCUGGGCGAUGCUGGUUAUAUCACUCUGAAGCUUGCACGCACGAACAAUCGCGGCGAUGGUCUGCUUACUGCUGUGCAUAGGGACUAUUUUAGAGUUCUAAAUUAUCAAGAUUUGCUGUUUAAUGAUUUUGGGGAUCGUGUAGCGCAGCUACUACAUGUUGAAUCAGUUGUUCCUUUCAAUCAAAGUCGAAACAGCAGUGUUCAACAGCAGAUUCUCAUUGUAAACACCCACUUGUUAUUUCCUCAUGACUCCAGCUUAUGUAUACUUCGCCUGCAGCAGGUAUACAAGAUCCUCCAGUCUAUAGAAUCUUAUCAGAAAGAAUAUAAGCUUAGUUCUAUUCCUAUCAUACUCUGUGGGGACUGGAAUGGAAGUAAACGCGGACAUGUUUACAAGUUUCUUAGCUCCCAGGGGUUUGUGUCAUCUUAUGAUGCUGCUCAUCACUAUACCGACAGUGAUGCAGAUGCCCACAAGUGGGUUAGCCACCGCAAUCAUCGUGGAAAUAUCUGCGGAGUCGAUUUCAUAUGGCUUCUUAAUCCCAAUAAGCACAGGAAGCCCCUGAGAACUAGCUGGAAUGAAGCUGUAUUUGGAAUUAUUAAGUAUCUUCUCAGAGCUGCUUCUCUUACAGAGAAUAAUGCAUUUGCGUUCCUUAAAGGGGAUAGCCCUGGUGAUUGCAUUACCUACUCAGGUUUUUGUCAGGCACUCUGUCAGUUACACUUAACCAGCCAUCCUCACGGCUUAAGUCCCCAAGACAUAGAGGAGUUGUGGAUUCAAGCUGACAUUGACGGAAACGGUGUUGUGGACUAUGAAGAAUUUCUGCUAGCUAUCUGGAAUCCUAAACGGUCGGAGCAACCUGAGAACUUUGAGAAGAUGACUGAGGUCGGACUGAAAAUGGGUGCCGAGAGGCUGCUGGCUUUUGGUUUCAAUGUGAAGAAUGCUGUUCUCUUCCCACCAGAAGUGGAGAAAGGAACGUGGCCGGAGGACUACUCUCUAUCUGAUCAUGCACCACUGACUGUCGUGUUUUCUCCUGUGAGGAUGCCUUGUUUCCGGAGAAUAUGCUAAUCCUCAUGUUGCCGAUUUAUGUAGAGUUUGUAUAGAGAGAGGUAGAAGGCAGAGAUACAACUGAUAGCUGAAGCAGGAGAUAUAAAUGAAGCAGCGUUAGACAAAAUGUUGAGAUGCAGAUAAAUAGGUCCUCUUAUGUGAAUAUUUUAUGAUUGGAAAGAUACAUUGUAUCGAGGAUAGAUCAAAUUGUUGGAGUAGGUCAUCUGCUAUGAUAUUUCUUUUUGUUUCCUGAUCUGGCUUGUGAAUCUAGAAAUGCCUUCUUCU
Messenger RNA from Phoenix dactylifera (date palm), 1967 nucleotides. Lineage: Eukaryota; Viridiplantae; Streptophyta; Magnoliopsida; Arecales; Arecaceae. The record is from RefSeq and is a predicted model, not a curated record.